GACAGAUCUGCUGCGCGCUACUGACAUGCGAAUUUGUCCGUAUACAUUCACCGACAAAUCUGGAUAGACGAAGUUUUUGGUUCAUUCAGUUACUGAUUUCCGCGUUGUGAAAUGGAUAAUAAAAAGAAACUUGCGAUAAUUGGAGGAUUCAUAGUUUUAUUUGAUGAAAAGAAGAAGAAAAGACUGUGGUCAAAGCGGUGGUUCUUAGAACGAAGAAAGUAUUCUCAUAUGAGUUUAAUUAGAGAACUCCAAACAACAGAGCCUCAUGAUUUGCACAACUUUUUACGAAUGGAUAAAGAAGCAUUUGAAAUAUUAUUACAAUAUGUAGACCCAUUAAUCCAAAGAAAUACCACCCAUAUGAGAGAAGCAGUGAGUAGCAGAGAGCGAUUAAUUGCUACGCUACGGUACUUAGCAACUGGAAGGAGUGUUGAAGACUUGAAGUUUAGUUGUGCAAUCUCCCCACAGCUUCUCGGGAAAAUAAUACCUGAAACUUGUUGGGCAUUAUUUAUGACACUAAAAAACGAAUAUUUGAAGUUUCCAUCAAGCACAAAUGAUUGGCUGGAAAUCGCAAAUGGAUUCAAACGUUCCUGCGACUUUGAACAUUGCUUGGGAGCCAUGGAUGGCAAACAUAUUGCCAUAAAAAAACCGCCUAAUAGCGGUUCGUUUUUUUACAAUUAUAAGGGAUUUUUCAGCACCGUUUUGUUUGCCAUUGUAAACGCUAACUAUGAAUUUAUUUAUGUAUAUACGGGAAUAAAUGGCAGAGUUUCAGAUGGAGGUGUCCUGCAAGAGACCGAUUUUUACGAGAAACUCGAAAAUCAUACUUUAAAUAUUCCUCCUCCUCAUCUUGAAAAAUCAGCAGACAAAUUACCAUACGUUUUAUAG
Messenger RNA from Acanthoscelides obtectus, 882 nucleotides. NCBI's taxonomy places the organism in Eukaryota, Metazoa, Arthropoda, Insecta, Coleoptera, Chrysomelidae. The record is from the annotation of a GenBank genome assembly.